AUGUCGCAAGUUGAAGCAAUCCAAAAAGAUUAUUGGUCAACCGAGACGUAUGAGGCUGCAGCGGCUUUUGUUCCCCAUUUCGCAGACACACUCGUGGACACAAUAUCUUUUCAACCGACCGACCGAGUAUUAGACAUUGGAUGCGGCGAUGGAAAAUUCACAACUCGCUUCUCAGGCGCGGUGGACUUUGUGCUCGGUGUCGACUCAUCGCCGGCAAUGAUUGAUACUGCAAAGACGCUGGAUUACGGGGAUGCAAGGACAGACUUCCGCGUUGUAGACUGCAGGAAACUGGAUGAGGAGAGCGACCUACUGAACGGCAACUGGGAUAAAGUUGUUUCAAACGCUGCCUUCCACUGGAUCCUGAAAGAUCCUACCACACGCACAUGUACACUCCAAGCUAUUUUCCAGUCCCUGAAGCCAGGUGGUACAUUCUUCUUCGAAAUGUGUGGAUUCGGAAAUGCUCCUGAAAUGGUGACAUCCUUUAUGUUUUCACUAGUGAACCAUGGAAUUCCAAUUGAGACGUUGGAGGAGAAGUGUCCCUGGUUCCUGCCGUCAGAGAUAUACAUGAAAGGACUUCUUGAGAAGGUUGGAUUCAAAGUACAAAGAAUUGAACUCAAACCAAAGCAUUUGCAAAUGACUGACGGGCCCGGUGGCGGACUAGAGGGAUUUUUCAGACUGAUCGGUGCACAGAUGCUAGAUCUUCUGGAUAGUGAGGAGAAGAAGAAUAGUGCCAUUGAGCAGAUGUGCCGGAUGUUGCGGUAUGGUACCACGAGGGAGGAUGGGACUCAGUGGAUCACAUACUCUAGUUUGAGAUGCAUUGCUUUCAAAGCCUGA
Penicillium angulare is the source of this 834-nucleotide messenger RNA. RefSeq names its product class I SAM-dependent methyltransferase. Bases 1 to 834 code for a protein of 277 amino acids. The transcript has 3 exons. Lineage: Eukaryota; Fungi; Ascomycota; Eurotiomycetes; Eurotiales; Aspergillaceae. The record is from RefSeq and is a predicted model, not a curated record.